Molecule: messenger RNA, 582 nt
Organism: Vicia faba (fava bean)
Lineage: Eukaryota; Viridiplantae; Streptophyta; Magnoliopsida; Fabales; Fabaceae
Source: the annotation of a GenBank genome assembly
AUGGCGGAAACUGCCGACAAACCUCAAACUCUCGCAGAGCAAUACUAUGUGAAGGACAAACAAGACAAAGUAGAGGUAGUUGAAAAACCUGUUGCUGUCGAGGAAGUUGAAAAGCCAAAGGAGGCUACUUCCGAGGAAGCUGUUGUUGAGAAAGCUGAAGAAAACACUCUAGAGCCAAGCAGUGAAACUGUUGUCGGAGAAAACACUCUAGAGCCAAGCAGUGAAACUGUUGUCGAUCAAAGCACUCUAGAGCCAAGCAGUGAAACUGUUGUCGAACAAAGCAAUCUAGAGCCAAGCAGUGAAACUGUUGUCGAACAAAGUUCUGGUGAUCAAGAGGAAGUUGAAGAGAAACCUGAAAUUAAGCUAGAGACUGCUCCAGUAGAUUUCCGUUUUCCAACUACUAAUCAAACAAGGCAUUGCUUUACUCGAUACAUUGAAUAUCAUCGAUGUGUAGCUGCAAAGGGAGAUGAUGCACCAGAAUGUGAUAAGUUUGCCAAGUAUUAUCGUGCUCUUUGCCCUGGCGAAUGGGUUGACAGAUGGAAUGAGCAACGCGAGAAUGGAACAUUCCCAGGCCCACUGUAG